AUUUGCUCCAAUAGAUGAUCAUUUUGCUAACAUGUUGUGCCCUUUAUAUUCAUGAUUAAAGAGAGGAGGACUUCAAAUGAACUUUGGACUAUAGGAGAUAGAUAGGAGGAGGAGGAGGAGGAGAUAAAGAAAAAAUCCAUUUCCAGUUUUAAUGGGACUCUGCAUAUCUUCUUCAGCUCACAAAAUUCAGGAUGGCCAUGAAGCUCCAAUGUCCUUUGAAAGGAGUGAGGAUUCUAAUGGAAUUCAGAUGCAUGGUUCCCUUUAUUCUUUGGAAGGAAGCAAAGGAGUAAACCAAGAUAGUGCCAUUCUUUACCAGGGCUAUGGAUUGGAAGCUGAAGCUUUCUGUGGAGUUUUCGAUGGACAUGGAAGAUUCGGGCACCAAGUGAGUCAGCUGGUGAGAAGCAACCUGCCAUCACUCUUACAAGGCCAGAUGAAAGCUCUUGAUCAACAAGCCACUGCAGUAGCAGAGGAUGAUGAUUCGAAAAAUCACAUUGACAGAAUAGAAAACGACUCAGAAGAUUCAGAACCAAGCAAGAAAUUUCACAAAUGGAAAGAAGCCUUUGUCAGCUCCUUCAAAGUCAUGGACAAGGAGAUUAAGCUUCAAGAAAAUCUGGACAGCUCUUGUAGUGGAACCACUGCUGUUGUUGUCAUAAAACAGGGUGAGGAUCUUUUUAUAGCUAAUCUGGGUGACUCAAGGGCAGUCCUAGGAACCACUAGAGAGAAUGGAAUUGAGGCCAUUCAAUUGACCACUGAUCUAAAGCCAGCUUUACCUAGUGAAGCAGAACGAAUAAGGGCGUGUGAUGGUCGAGUGGUUGCACUAAAGCAAGAACCUAACAUCCAGAGAGUGUGGUUGCCUCAUAUUGACCUCCCAGGCCUAGCCAUGUCCCGAGCUUUUGGAGACUUUAUACUCAAGGACCAUGGCAUCAUUGCCACCCCUGACGUCUCCUAUCGCCACCUGACUUCCAAAGAUCGAUUUGUCGUUCUUGCAACGGAUGGGGUUUGGGAUGUGCUCAGCAACAGUGAAGUUGCAUCCAUUGUGUGGGAAGCUGAUAGUGCACAAGCAGCAGCAAAGGUGGUGACGGAGACUGCGGUGGCCACAUGGAGAAGGAAGUUCCCUUCUGCUAAGAUAGAUGACUGCACUGUGGUUUGCUUGUUUUUGCAAGACAAACUACUUGAUCAUGUUGUGCCUGUAAAGAUAUGAGAUUUUGAGCAAUGCUUGUUGCUUUGUGAUCUUUUUAAUCUUCAUACAUUUUAACACGACACUAUACUUUUUCAAUUUCUGAUAAGCUACCCAUCCAAUUAUGUAUA
This is a messenger RNA of Prunus avium (sweet cherry), 1308 nucleotides long. Its product is annotated as putative protein phosphatase 2C 72. The record is from RefSeq and is a predicted model, not a curated record. Gene Ontology annotation, molecular function: protein serine/threonine phosphatase activity. NCBI's taxonomy places the organism in Eukaryota, Viridiplantae, Streptophyta, Magnoliopsida, Rosales, Rosaceae. Gene Ontology annotation, biological process: protein dephosphorylation.